This is a messenger RNA of Hippoglossus stenolepis (Pacific halibut), 1807 nucleotides long. Its product is annotated as heat shock factor-binding protein 1. Lineage: Eukaryota; Metazoa; Chordata; Actinopteri; Pleuronectiformes; Pleuronectidae. The coding region runs from base 90 to 326 and encodes 78 amino acids. Gene Ontology annotation, biological process: cellular heat acclimation. Gene Ontology annotation, molecular function: transcription corepressor activity. The transcript has 3 exons. Gene Ontology annotation, cellular component: nucleus; cytosol. The record is from RefSeq and is a predicted model, not a curated record.
GGUACAGUUUUCAGUCUAUGCACUCAUGUCACCGGCUGACGUCACUGAAUGAGAGCGGUGACAGUUCCUCAGUUUAACCAAACUAAUAAAUGACUGGGACAGAAGAUAAACUCCAGCAAAGAUCAGCGAUGUCGAAGACAGAGAGUAAAGACAUGACAGAGGCGAUGGAGGAAACGAUGCAGAGACUUAAGGGAAGGUUCCAGGGCAUCUCCGAACAGCUGGAGUCCAGACUAAAUCAAAUGGGAACCCGCAUCAAUGACCUUGAGAAAAACGUCUCCGACCUGAUGACACAGGCUGGUAUGGAGGAGCAGGCAGUUUCAAAGUGACGGCAGGCCCACAGUUCAUCUGACACACAGCUCUUUAAAUGAAACCUUCAACAACUGUGGGUUCACUGUGGCUCUGCUGGCAGUGACUUCACUUUGCCUCUGAAGUUUCACUUUCAUCAAACAUCCUGAGGUCUUUGAGUUGGCAUUAGUUUACCUCUACAGAUGAUAUCACUUUAAGGGUUUGGCCUAAUGUCAGUGUUUUCCAAGGUGCUACAAUACUCCUAACAAAUGUGUAUCUCUCAGUAGCAACACUAAUCACAGGCUAAAGAGCCUCCUAUCACCAUGUUGGCAGAGCAUUUAUUUUGUAGUAACACUCGUAAUUGUUUUUCAAAGCAUGUACAAUCCAAUCGUCAGGCAUUACCUCCUGUGGUGUGGCCAAAAGAAGGAAGAGCCAAGAAAUAGCAUGGGUGAGAAUAGAGUUUAAUUCACGAUUUAUUGUUUACAGUCUAUUUUCUUACUAAAAAAUCUUCCUCAUAUCCUCAAAGUCUAACUAACAGAUUUCAAUGCAUUUACUACCUCAUAUAUAAUAUUUUCAAAAUGUUUUAAUAUCUUUAAUGCAGCAUUGUUUACACAUUGUGGUCUUCCUCUCCCUGUUAGUGCCACCAACCUGUAUGUGCAUGUACGCACAUUAUGGGCAUGUGUUGUUACAGCAAGAAAUAUAGUGCAGGACAUUGUAGCUCAACAGUGCCUCUAUUGGUCAAACACUCAACAAGCUUAAACACCUGGAAGAAGGAUCCUCACUUACAGAAAACACUACAGAAGAUGUAUUCAGUGUAUUACAAGCAGUAGAUUAACUGUUACCAGUUGAACUACUUACUUCAGUUGUUCCUCAACAUUACUCUGAAACCAAUGUUAGUCUGUGCGCUGCUUUGGUCACAGUAGUAAUGUAGUAAUCACAGUCUGAAACACUUUUUGUAACUAUGCACACUGUUCAUCUAAAACUAUGAAUGAUGGGGGGAAAAAAGUCAAGUUUUGGGAAAUAUCUCAAAGCUAAGAUCCAAUAUUUUCACGGAAUAGACCAUUAUCUCUCUUCUUGAGAAAGAACUGCACAGUUCAGACCACCACAGGUCCUGUUUAAAACAGCUGCUGAUUGGUUAAUCAAUGAUUAGUCCUUUUUUAUUUCCACAUAACCACUUAAACAUUGCAAUACAAAGUGACCAGUCGCCGUAAAAACUCCAUAUGUUGUUUUUUGGAUGGCACUGCUACAGACUGAUGUAUUGUUUAAUUGAGGCCUGUAGUUUAUCUUGAUUUCUGAGAGAUCACACUCUUGAUCACAUCUAUGCAGUUUAUUCCUGAGUACAACACACAGAACUAGGUAACAUACAACUUGUGCUAUAUUUCACAUCUUCCUUUUUCCUCUGACAUGUUUAAUGCACAUUAUGUUGCACUCAGAUUAACCAUCAGAUAAACCGAAGUAUAUUCUGUGUUUUUCACUGUGCACCAAAGUUAAUCAAAUGGCCAAAUAAAGACUUUUGUGAACA